Menidia menidia (Atlantic silverside) is the source of this 1155-nucleotide messenger RNA. Lineage: Eukaryota; Metazoa; Chordata; Actinopteri; Atheriniformes; Atherinopsidae. The record is from the annotation of a GenBank genome assembly.
CCCCCCCCACCCCCGUAUCAACGGCCGUCUGCAUGCCAAGUUUUCCGAUCCCGAAGAUGCGGUAGUCGCGCUCCUCGCGGCAUCGUCCCCCUUCCUGCACGGUGUUCGGUGUGGUUUUUUUUUCACGGCUGGUCGCGCGCUCGCUCUCGGUAACUUUGGGAUUGCCUCGUCUCUCGGGGUGUCUCGGAUUGCCUGGGCGCCAGAAAGAAGCGGGAGGACCAGAGGCGGAGGAGAGCGGAGGAGAGAAAAGGAGGGGGGGGGGAAGAAGGGAGAGAAGAAGAAGAAGAAAAAAAAAGAAGCCUCCAUGUUUCAGCUGCCCAUCUUGAAUUUCAGCCCGCAGCAGGUCGCCGGGGUCUGCGAGACUCUGGAGGAGAGCGGCGACGUGGAGCGCCUGGGCCGCUUCCUCUGGUCGCUGCCCGUGGCGCCGGCGGCCUGCGAGGUCCUCAACAAGAACGAGUCGGUGCUGAGGGCCAGGGCCGUCGUGGCGUUCCACACGGGCAAUUUCCGCGAGCUCUACCACAUCCUGGAGAACCACAAGUUCACCAAAGAGUCGCACACCAAGCUGCAGGCGCUGUGGCUGGAGGCGCACUACCAGGAGGCGGAGAAGCUGCGCGGCCGCCCGCUGGGGCCGGUGGACAAAUACAGGGUGCGCAAGAAGUUCCCCCUGCCCAGAACCAUAUGGGACGGAGAGCAGAAGACCCACUGCUUCAAGGAGAGGACCCGGCAUUUGCUGAGGGAGUGGUACUUGCAGGAUCCCUACCCGAACCCGAGCAAAAAGCGGGAGCUGGCACAGGCCACCGGACUGACACCCACACAAGUGGGAAACUGGUUCAAAAACCGCAGACAAAGAGACAGAGCGGCGGCUGCCAAGAACAGGUUACAGCAGCAGGUCCUGUCCGGCGGCUCGGUUCGCUCCCUCGCGGACGAGGACGGCACCGUGGACCGUCUGGGGAACUCGUCCAGUCCGGAGGCCAGCCUGUCCAGCAAGGCGGCCGCCUCGGCCAUCUCCAUCACCUCCAGCGACAGCGAAUGUGACAUCUGACGGGCGGACCCGAGAGAGCUGACGGUGGAAAGGGGGAUGCAGUGAAAGACAAUCUAAUAAAACAAGUAAUAGUGCCUGCGUUGAGUUAAAAGAAACACACACACACACACACA